CUUUGCUUGUCUGAGAGAAUUAGCUUUAUGCUUGCGCCACACUCUUUUCAUACCGCAAGUGCCAGCAGGCAGUGAUGAGCGUUCUAACAGAACGCCCCCCUUCCUUUUUCUUAGACUUGCUGCCUACACUGGAAAAAUCACUCGGAGAAUGUCAUCUCCUCUGUAAUACGAGGGAAAAGGCCCAGAAUCCAAAUAAUCUACCCUAAGACCCAUCUGACUAGGGGACUCCCAGAAACAAAUGUACCCUGCCCCGACGUUUAUUAAACUAACCACAUCCCAUCGCUGAAAUACAUAUGACCUACCCCGCUACCCAUCCCUAGCCCACGAUCGACCACAUCGGUGAGCGCGACCUGCGAUUGUGGCCACAACCGGUCUAGCUCACCAUUUACUAUCGGCGUCCAGUUGAUUACAAUUCUUUAUUUACGAGGGGUAAAAUAAGCAACAUAACAAGAAUAGAGAGAGAGAGAGGAGCAAUCUCUGCUAUCAGCAUCGUCUACAUUUUAAUGCACGACCUGUUGUCUUAAGAAAAUGACUACGUGACCUGAGUGACCUCUUACACCUCUUCUCACCGCCGUCUAUAUUUCAGUCUCGUUGUCUUCAGUGAUCAUCAAUGUUACCUGUUGACACGCAUGUCGGUGUUAUGACGCAAGGCGUUGUAUGUUAAUGACGACAAGUAAAUUCUACGUCAUUUUGAUUGUCACGUGGGGUGGGGAGCGGUAACCUUUAUACUCUCUAGUGCUUGGCCUGCCUGUCGACCGUUUACUGGGCUGUUAAAAAUACAGGAGAAUAUCUGUAGAAACAGACUCUCAACUCUGACAAAGAUCUCACCUUUGCAUUAGGAAAUGAAGAAGGAAAGCGCUUUACAAAGGAAUUCUGAAACGGUAGUAGAAGCUAAGAUGUCAAUCCAAGAUUUCUCCAAAAUCUUACCAAAAAAGAAAUGCCGCUUGUUGUCGAAACCUAGCCUUGACCAAGACCCCAGAUAUGACGAAGCGCUGGCCAGGAGGAUCCCAAAGCUGCCCGUCAUAUCCGUGCUGGUCAAACGUCCCUUACCUUACAAGCCACCGGUAGAGGUGGUCAAACCGUUCACCUUGGGGCUGCAACUCGCUGUGGAUGAGAAGAAGCAGCCAUUGACACUCUACGAACCCUUCAGUGGAUUCACGAGGAGAAAACUGGAGAUAUCUCAGCAGCCGUGGUGCCAAAAUGCCACAUCUCGCAGGGAGCUGGCAAAGCAGGAGCUCGCUCUCCACGCCUGGGAGGACCGGCUAAAAUCCGUAACCAGGGAAACGGCCUGGCUAUCCAAGAAAUUGGCCGACCUACAGCCGAGCUGCUGUUCAGCACACCGCUCAUUCUACCGCCACCAGAAAACCAUCGGGGCAGGUCGCUCGGACCAAAACAUGACUUUCCCAAGGUUAAAGACCAGGAGAGGUUCUAUCGUUCAGACGCCUUCUUCUGGAUGCCACAUAGGGUCGGGCCCGCCGAGUUUUCCAUCGACUCAACUCCCACAUGGACGGAAAGAAAGUUCUACAAGCCACCUUUGACUAUCGCACGGCCUCGUCUCGAUGACAUGCUGCCCUCCAGCUUAAGGAACGUGAAGAGGUAUCAGGAUCAGAAAAGAGCCCUAGCGCACCUCGAGAAAAUUGUGGUUAAAGGUGCAGCCCUUGAUAUGGUACCUGGAGGGCUUCCCCACCCAUCGUUAGUCACCUUUUCACCUGACGACGACCAAAAGAAAACUGAGGAAAAGAACCCUCCGCAUGAGGCUUCAUCAGACUCUCUCGACAGCUCAGCCUGCCUGAUGGUGGAGGGCACCAUGUACCACUGGGGUGAGCAGUGCCCACAGGACCUCGUGGAGGUUGGCUUUAUUUGCCGGGCGGGAGAGCGGGCGUACAACGAAAUCCGGCUGGCCAACAUGGGCAGCACCGUCAUCCGGUGUGCCUGGGGCAAAGAUGUUCACUCGAACCACUUCAACAAGGAGCACUACUCUACCGAGCACUUCAUUUUCAAUUACUCCGACCGCAUUCUCUUGCCGCAUGACUUGGUAAUAUUGAAGGUGCAGUUCCGCGCUGACUACCCAGGUUUCUGGCGGGAAGUCUGGCACCUGAAAACGGUGCCUGCUUUGGGACCUGGCGGAAGCAGUGACAUUCCAAUCAGUCUGUGGGCAAGAGUCCUGCUUGACGACAACGACUGUCGACGCAGGGAGCUGGAGCGCCAGCUGGACGUUCUCGCUAUUAAGCGGAUUGUCGUCAAUUAUAGGGACCAGCUACUGAGGAACCUGCCAUAUCGUGAUCACAAAACCAUCCUUCGUGAGCGUUUCCCUGUGACCGAUGACAUCUUCAUGGUGGACGACGUGAAGCUGUUCGAAAAGGCCAACCCCGGCCUCUCCUACCACGGCCACGCAAUGUUCACCAUUGUGAAACUCUACAGGAAGGUACAGCGCCCCUCAAUUCAUAUGGACCUGAUGGAGGGCGUAAGAAAUGUUAUUCUGGACAAGUACCCAAGAAUUCUGCAGAAAGAGGAGGAAUCCUGCAAAACGUUGAAAACGUCGAAGGCUAAUUUCGCGAGGAAAACGAGCAUCUCUACAGUCUCCUCCACCGCAAGCCGAAUAGCAGAAGAAGUAGAUUCAAGAAGAGUACGGUUGUCCACGAAGAGUCUUCAAACGACGUCCAGGACACACAAAGUACCAAAAAGGACCGAGGUAGAUUCGCUGCUAGAUGGCAAUUUUCCAUUGGAGCGAAGAAACAUCACCGUCAAGGGGCUUCACAAGAUGAUAAGAGACCUCGACGAAAGGUUGGAGGUAAAGAACAGUAUGCUUAUGCAGCUGAACCAGGCGGUGAGCGACAUGAGCUUUUAUCGAGACCAGUCGAAUGUGAGAAAUUUCAAGCACAUCGUUUGCCGGACGAUGCUCUGCCAGGCUGCAGAGGACGUGGCUGGCAUCGCACAGCGGCUGAGGCACGACAUGAACCUGGACUUGCGGACGGAGAAGCUCGGCAGCGAGACCCCGAGCACUGGAAGUAACACCACCGAAGUCGAAAUGGUGACGCCAGAAGUGGAGAAACGACGUCUGCCUCCUAAGCUGUUGAACAUUAAAAAGAAGCAGAUUGCGAAGGUCGAUGGCAUUAGAAAUUCGGGUCCAUUAGGCAGCUCCAGAAGGACGAGACUGAUGACAUUACAUCUAUGACCAGCACUAUCGAAAUCCCUCCUGCAGACUCUGAGGUCACCGGCCAGCGCAAGAUGUACCGGACAGUGCUGUCCGUGCUGGUAUACGAGCGUGUUGAGCGCCUUCUGCUAGACCUGCUGCCCUUGAUGACGUGUGAUGAUGAGCCACAGCCGGACCCGCUCAAGCCCUGGUCACAGCUGUGACGUGCACGUCGGGGCCGCCAUUUUUUCUGUCUCUGUUGGAAUGUCUUCGAGUCGCUGACUAUCAGAAGUUGAUGUGAAGCCGCAUUAGACAAAUGUCGGACCUGACAGGAAGUUUGGUUUUGGGCAGCAGAGUAAUUUUCACACUGCGAGAGAUGUCUCAGCGUUUGAAAUCUUAAUUGGAAGUAUUGUGGUUUUCUAAUUAAUACCUGCAAAAAUUGCUUUAAACGAAAACAGAUAUAGAGCCUGACAACACUAUUUCAUAAUUUAUUAUUUUUUUAGCCAUUAAUUAAAAAAAAGCAGGGGUCAAAUGUCGUGAGUUCCAUAGUGGACUUGGAGUGGCUUCGCAUGAUCAAAAGUUUUAAGGUAAGGAUGAAAUGUGGAUUCAGCAAACGACCAAGCGCUUGGUGUAGAUACCCGAUGUUCUCACUGUUUAGUAUGCAUGGCACGUGAUCGAGAAUCUAAAGUGAAGAUCCAAUAUUUUGGGUAUCUCGAGACCCAGCGCAUGAUGGCGAGACCCAGUGCUGUGGGUAACCAGCCUCCAGCAUGUCAAUGUUCUGGGUAUGUACAUCACAUGCUGCAAGCCAACACCCGCCUCCCACCGUCAGACGUCACCUCACAAUGUCUUGCUGUCCGGAGAGGAGAGACUUUCAUUGAACAUUUCGUCCUGUGCGGCAUACAAGUCUAAGGCGAGUGAUUCUCAUCUUACAGCACAUGAAUGCAGAGAUUACAAAAACUGUUGUUGUUGCUUAUUUCGUUGGAUAAUAUUCAAAUAUUUAUUUGUACGCAUUAAAAGAGAUUGA
Messenger RNA from Pomacea canaliculata, 4157 nucleotides. RefSeq lists its product as uncharacterized. The record is from RefSeq and is a predicted model, not a curated record. The coding region runs from base 1454 to 3175 and encodes 573 amino acids. The transcript has 4 exons. Lineage: Eukaryota; Metazoa; Mollusca; Gastropoda; Architaenioglossa; Ampullariidae.